AUGUUGCUCAUCAUCAUCAGCGGUGAUGGCGGGUUCGAUAUGAGAUGUAGAUUAUCUGUGCCACCAUCACAGCCUGAGAUCCCCUCCCCCAUGCCUAAGUCUUACCGUCAAACACAUCUGACCUUAUCCUCCUCCAAGCCUAUCGUCAGAUUCUUCAAACCCAACCUUCCUCCUAUCAAAUGCUCCAACUCCUCGAAGAAGAUCAGAUCCCCGUCGAGAGAGCAACACAAUCCCUUCCAAGCAAUUCUCGAUGCCAUUUUCAAGACUUUGAAAUCGUUGCAAAAGCCGGCGAUCGCAACUGUCCUUCUGGGGGUCCUCCUGGUCUAUGACCCGCAUUCAGCGCUCGCAGCUUCCGGCGGGAGGAUGGGCGGGCAGGCAUUCUCGUCAUCAUUGUCGUCUAGGAGCUACUCGGUCCCGUCGUCGAACCAACUUGGGUUCUCUUAUUCGGUGUUGUACUAUGCCCCGACGCCAUUCGGGGGUAGCAGGGGGUGUUACAUGGGGCCCGCCGUCGGUGUUGGGGUGGGUGUCGGGUCGAGCCUCUUUGUGCUGAUGAUGGAUUUCCCUGCAGCCAUUUUGGUGUCAGGGUUCCUUUCUGAUCAACGGUUUAAAUUAACGGAUCAAAUGAUGCCCUUGUUUUCUCUCAAUAUCUAUCUUUGA
This is a messenger RNA of Magnolia sinica, 657 nucleotides long. RefSeq lists its product as uncharacterized. NCBI's taxonomy places the organism in Eukaryota, Viridiplantae, Streptophyta, Magnoliopsida, Magnoliales, Magnoliaceae. The coding region runs from base 1 to 657 and encodes 218 amino acids. Gene Ontology annotation, cellular component: chloroplast. The record is from RefSeq and is a predicted model, not a curated record. The transcript is spliced from 2 exons.